Molecule: messenger RNA, 7057 nt
Organism: Epinephelus lanceolatus (giant grouper)
Lineage: Eukaryota; Metazoa; Chordata; Actinopteri; Perciformes; Serranidae
Source: RefSeq, a predicted model, not a curated record
CAGUGAACACACACUCUGACAGUCAGAGUCGACGCGGCAGCAGAGCUCAGCGCUCAGCUCUGGAUGUUUGGUGAGACGGAGGCUCACAGAGACACGGACACAGAGGACCGGAGCGGACUGCCGGUGGAUGUGUGAGUCUGUGCCCGGGCUGCGGUGGAUCUGUGCCGGCCCCGCUGUGAAUGGGAUUACGCCGGUUGUUCCGCGUCUCCCGGAGGAACCAUGCGGCCGCAGAGCUUCUCGGUGCCGCCGCCGCCGCUGCUGCUGCUGCUGCUGCUGCUCGGGCUCUGCAGCGGCACAAGUUUCCCAAGUAACAUCAACAUAGGAGGCCUUUUCCCCACCGGCUCCCAUGAGUACGAGGUGUUUCGCUUCGCCCUGGCGCAGCACCAGGACGUCCCCAAACUGGUGCCACAGGUCGACAUGGUGGACACGGGGAGCAGCUUCGCCAUGACCUACGCCUUCUGCUCCCAGUUCUCCAAAGGCGUGUAUGCCAUCAUGGGUCUGUACGACCGGCGGACGGUCAACAUGCUGAUGUCCUUCUGCGGCUCUCUGCACGUGUGCUUCGUCACGCCGUCCUUCCCUGUUCACACCAACAAUCAAUUUGUCCUGCAGUUGCGGCCCCAGCUGCAGGAGCCCCUCAUGGCCCUGCUGGAGCACUUCUACUGGACCAGGUUCGUCUACAUGUACAGCUCCGACUCAGCAGCGAGCAGCGUUCAGACCAGCUGUAAACAUCACAAAAAUGUAAUUAGCAUAUCAUUUAUUCUGAAUCCUCAGAUUGCUGCUCAGAGGAGGAACUUGAAGAACUACCAUUACAUCCUGGCCAAUCUGGGCUUCAUGGACCUGAACAUGACAGAGUUCCAGAAGCUCGGUCCAAACGUGACGGGCUUCCAGCUUGUGAACCGGUCCGAUCCAGCUGUGGAGAAGAUCAACCAGGACUGGCUGGACUUCGACAGCAAAGACCUCAAACUGGCCCGCAGGAGUCUCAGGACAGAAGUUGUCAUUAAAUACUUUAACUACAUGAGGCCGGUGAUACUUGUGUACUUUUACUGCAGAUACUUUAACGACCCGUCUGUCUCUCUGUCUCAGGUGAGUCGUUUCAGUCCGUACGAAUGGCACGGUGAAGACUCUGAUGAUGAAGAUGAAACUCUGCCUUCUUCUGGUUCUCGACGAGCUCUGCCGACCUCUUCCUCUGAGCUCACUCACUCUCCAGGGUUUUCUCAGAACCAGAACCAGCAGAAAGAAAAGGAGACUCCAGAACACACCAACGACUUUGGGAUCUUUAACUCUCUCUGGUUCUCACUGGGAGCCUUCAUGCAGCAGGGCUGUGACAUCUCCCCCAGGUCACUCUCAGGUCGAAUCGUGGGAGGAGUUUGGUGGUUUUUCACCCUCAUCAUCAUCUCCUCCUAUACAGCCAACCUGGCAGCCUUCCUCACUGUGGAGAGGAUGGUGUCCCCCAUAGAGAGCGCCGAGGACCUGGCCAAGCAGACCGAGAUCGCCUAUGGUACCCUGGACGGAGGAUCCACUAAAGAGUUCUUCAGGCGGUCAAAGAUUGCAGUUUUUGAGAAGAUGUGGUCGUACAUGCGAAGCGCAGACCCUUCAGUGUUCGUCAAGAACACUAACGAGGGCGUGAUCAGAGUCAGGAAGUCGAAGGGGAAGUAUGCCUACCUCCUGGAGUCGUCCAUGAACGAGUACAUCGAGCAGAGGAAGCCCUGUGACACCAUGAAAGUGGGGGGAAACCUGGACUCUAAAGGUUAUGGAGUGGCCACGCCCAAAGGAUCGCCCCUCAGAAACCCUGUAAACUUGGCAGUAUUAAAACUGAACGAGCAGGGCCUGUUGGACAAAUUGAAAAACAGAUGGUGGUAUGACAAGGGAGAGUGCGGCAUCGGGGGAGGGGACUCCAAGGACAAGACGAGCGCGCUCAGUCUGAGUAAUGUGGCUGGAGUGUUUUACAUCCUAAUCGGAGGGCUGGGGCUCGCCAUGCUGGUCGCUCUGGUCGAGUUCUGCUAUAAGUCCCGCAUCGAGUCGAGAAGAAUGAAGGAGCUCAUUGAUGCCGCCAUGACAAGCACCAGCCUUGGCGGGAUGGCGGGCGGAGGAGGAGGUGGAGGAGGUGCGGCGGGGGCUGGUUAUGGAGGAGGAGCGUCAGGGCUCGGAGGAGAGAACGGACGCGUGGUGGCGCAUGACUUCCCGAAAGCUGGAUCUCAAGGUUUACCCUGCAUGAGCAAAGCUGCCGGCCUGGGACUGUCCUCCUCAGGCAUGUGAUCAACACUGAGACUCCUGAUUGGACGGGAUGCUCCUGCCUGCCUGUCUGUCUGUCUGUCUGUCUGUCUGUCUAACUGUUGGAGAGGAAGGAAAGGAGGAGACAAGGAGGUGAAGUGGAGGAAAGAAAAAAUGGAGGAGGUAGGAAAGAAGAGGGGGGAAAGGUGAAGAGAUUGGAGGACGGAGAAAAGACAAAAGGAGAAAAGGUGCGACAGGAAACUAAAGAAGAAAGGAGGGAGAGUGGUGGAGGAAGGAGGAAAUGAAAGAAGGAGACAUAGGACAGGAGAGUAUGUGAAGGAGAGGAGGUCAGGCAGGCAGAGGGAGGAGUGUUCUUGUCCACUAUGACUGGACUGGAAGAACUCUGAUGAACAGAGAGCACCUGAACACAACACAAGCUCCUGCAGAGACGAGCGACUGGGUUUAACGAACUCUUCAAAACAAACUUUUUCUACGAGCGCUGUCUUAAACUGAACGCCUCCUCUUCUGCAAUAAUAGAACCAGAGGAGGGAUUCGUUUUUUAUUUUACCUUCUGAAUUAAUGCACCUGCUCUUCUUCUUCUUCUACUGUUCCUCAUCCCGCCCCUUCACUCCUCUUCCUCCAGUUCAGCAGCUUCGUCACGUUCACACUAAACGCCACUGUCAUAUCUGAGAAGCGAGAAGAGUUUGAGCAUGAGAUUAAAACACACACAAACACAUGUUGGUGAUGAAACUGCUGAUGAUAUUCAGGGUAGCAUCUGAUCAGUGAGCUGCCUCCUGAAUAAUGAUGAGCAUGAUGACAGGCGUGUCACACGCCCAGUUUUCUGCACAGAACGCUUUUUGUUUGUACGUUUUGUGGCGGACGUACGUUGAUGUGACGUUAGAGGUCUUCAGAGGUCCAAAAUGUUUGAGCCGAUCUGAAAUGAACACGUGGAACCAGAGCCUGAGCUGACGACCGUCAACCUGUAGAGACUCAGAGAACACCGACACCUGCAGCAGCGUGACGGUCUGUCCCUUAACGAGCGGCCAUGUCAUAAAAAUGAAAAAAAAUCUAAAAAAUAAAAUACAUAUUAUAUAAACUAUACAGCAGUAUGUCCUCUGGACGCACAGUGUUGGGGAGUAAUUAAAUUACAUAAAAAAUUGAAUCUGUCACAGUUAGUAAGAAGAAAAUACGUGGCUAAAGCCUGAAGCUAACAAGUCCCAGAUCAUGAUAUCACGCUAACAGACUGAGGCUAAAGCUAACGGGUCCUUUGUCAUGAAAUUGUGCUAACUGACUGAGGCUAAAGCUAAGAGGUUCCAGGUCAUAAUGUUAUGCUAAUGGACUGCAGCUAAAGCUAACCAGUCUCACAUCACGAUAUCACACUAACAGACUGAGGCUAAAGCUAACAGGUUCCAGGUCAUAAUGUUAUGCUAAUGGACUGCAGCUAAAGCUAACCAGUCUCACGUCACGAUAUCACGCUAACUGACUGAGGCUAAAGCUAACAGGUUCCAGGUCAUAAUGUUAUGCUAAUAGACUGAGGCUAAAGCUAACCAAUAGGUAACGUAAUUCAUAUGUAAUUACAUUUAAGUACCUGAGUUGAUUCUCUUUGGUAAAAACUUUAUAAAACAUUAAUUUUGUAGCUUUGUAUCUUUUUGGCGUCACCUGUUUCCGGACGCCUGUUUUAUAGCCUAAUUUAAUGUUUGUUGGAAAAGUAAUCAAAUAAGUUACAUUACUUUGAUGAAGUAAUUAAAAUAGUUACACUAAUCUGUAACAUAAUAUUUUGAGAAGUAACCUUCCCAACGCUGUGUUCACAUUACAACAUUGUUACAAUGCAUUGUGGCGUUAAUGACAUCAGGAACUGUGACAUCAUUACUGAUUGUUUUCAGCUGUGAUCCGAAAUGAAAAUCGGCAGAAUUUUUUGGAAUAUUUGCUUGUUUUUGCUUGUUAAUGAACAAUAUUCAUUUCAUGUUUUUAUUUUUUAUUUUUUCAAAUCUGCAGACAGUCUGCGCAGAUCUGUGUAGGUCUGCUCAUCACGACUCGUCAGCACAUUACUGUAAUAAAUUACCAUUGAACUUCAGUUAGUAGCCCGGGCUAUUAUUGGCUUAAAUCACUGAACUCAACAGGCCGAUAUUUGAGACAGGCCUUUAAUUCCUUUCACACAAAACUGUUUAUUAGCAAAGAUCAUUAAAUAUGAUCAAACUGUAUAAAUAUGAAUUAGGCUUUAGAUAAUGUGUCAUUUAUGAAUCAGUGAUUUGAUCUAACUCGGACUGACCCCGCUUUAUCCUGUUGAAACAAUCCCCACACCUUGGAUUUAUUUUUAGGAAAAACCCUUUUGAUUCUUUAGAUCUGAGGACCCUUACAGACUGAAGGAGAAUCCAGGAAGUGACACAUAAUUUUAGGUGGCCGACAACCUGGUUUUAUACAUCUGAAGAACUUUUAUUUUUAAAAAAAUGAACUGCUUGACAACCAGACCAGUCCUCUAAUUGAGACAGGCCUGUAUUUGUCACAAUGUGUAGCCACAGCGGGCUGGUUAAAGAGACUGGGCCUUUAACUGGGACUAGGCUUUUAAUUGGAGUUUUACGGUACUAAGUAACUACUGAUGAACACAUACAGAGCGCGUUCAGGUCUGUUCACAUCCAUGUGAGUACACAGACCUGAGACUCAAACAUUAUUUGCACCCCUGAAGAUCUCUAACUUGUCUCUCUGCCACGGUAUUUAUUAAAAUUGCAGCGAUUAGUUGAUUAACCAACACAGAAGAACUAUUUUGAUAUUGGAAAAAUGGUGGAAGUGAUUUUUUUAAUCAUUUGCUGAUUUCAUGUUUCUUAAGUUUGAUGUUUUUCUUUGUCAUUCAUGAUAAUAAACUGAAUAACUUUGGAUUUUUAGACUGUUUGUCAGUUAAAACAAACGAUUCAAAGACGUCACCUCAGGCUCUGGGAAAUUACAUGUUUCACUAUGCUCUGACAUUUUACUGACAAAAAGAGUAAUCGAGGAAAUAAUGUGCAGACAAUGAAAAUGACUGUUAGCUGCUGAAUAAAUAUUCAUAAUUCACCAAACUGGCCCAAAUACAAGAUGCUUUUUUGUUAUUACAAUUAUUUUUUAUUAAUUAUUAGUUAUUUUAUAAUUACAUUGUUUAAAUCAUGAGAGGGAUUGUAUUUAAAUUUUCAUUGUACAUCUGUACAGUAAACGUGAUGCUACAGCUAGCUUAGCUUAGCCUAGCUUAGCUUACCAUAAAGUCUAGAAUCAGAUAAAACAUGUUGGUUCAAGUCAAUUGCUUGUGCAAAUAAAACAAACUGGAUACAACAUGUUGGUGUGUUUGUUACUUCUGAACAGAGUCGGACUGUUUCCAGAUGUUUCAAGUCUUAAUGCUAAGCUAAGCUAAUAGGCUGCUGGCUGUAGCUUCAGAUUUACUGAACAGACACGAGAGUGGCCUCAGUCUUUUUGUCAAACUCUCGGCUCAGUUCCCAAAAAUAUAGUUUUAAGUUAAUUCAAAACAUUUUGGACAAACUCAAACAGACUUCUGGCUUCAAAUAUGUGUAAUUCUGGAAAUAAAAUACAUGGCCUCUUACUUUAUUUUGUUACACAAAACAGCAAGCGAGUUUAAGUGUAAACUGUGGCACAUCUCAAGGCUCCGAUUUAAAUUAUAUCCGAACGUCUUUUAUGAUAAAGUUUUAAGUCUGAUCAAAAACAAGGAAAAGUCGUAGUGUACACACAUCCCAACAAUGAGUAAAUAUAAUAUAAAUACAGAGACUGAGAAAACUCAACAAACUGCAGUUUAAUAAGAAAACAAGCACAUCGGUAAAAGAUUAGCUGUAACUAAAUAUUAUUUUCAUUGUUAUUCUGCCAAUUAUAUUGUUGAUUGAUUGACAUUUGAAAAAUAAAUGUGAUGCCUCCAAUCAUCAGUCCAAACCCAAAAAAUAUUCAGUGAUUAUUCUUGAAAAAUGACUCAAAAGAAAAUAAAUCCAUAACUGUUUUUAAUUUAAUAUAAUUUAAUUGAUAAAUCAACAAUUUUCUUCAGCUGGAAAAAAGAUCUUUAACACGUACGUUCGUUCAGGAAAAAAAAUGCUGCAAAUACAUAAAACAUUAAUAUUGAAAAAACGCUGGCCACCAUUUGACAUCACAAAGGAACACGCUGCAGAUACAGACUCUUUUGCUGUUGGUAAAGGGUCUGAUGGUUUUUGGUGGGUGGGGCUUAGCUGGAGGCAAAACACAAAGAUUAGCUAGCGCUAGCUAACAAGUUCUGGGUCGAUAUGUUUCGAAUGACUUCCUGUUUAGUUGUUUUCUUUCUGUCAAAGUGUUGAAGGUGUUUUUUUUCUGGAGUUGCAGGAGCUCUCUGGAGCAGGAAACAAAAGCUAAACGUCCACAUGAUCACACGAUGCAGUGAACUUGAAUUAUAUUUUUUUGGUCCUCAAAUUGUUUUGUUAGCGAGCAGAUGUUAACUCGGUCAAAGUUAAAGUUCAUGUAGAAAGUGUCUUUCUGUUCUGUUGUGACAUUUAAUUUCUGUUCUCGGACGUCAUGCCGUUGAUUAUGUUGCUUAUUUAUUUUACAGAAAGAAUAAGAUCACCACUGUUUGUGUGACUUUUCCUUUCACCUGGAGGCUGAGUGACGUUCACUGAACACAAUCAUGACCUUUACUGCUAACGGAAACCUGCUCUGAACUUUUUAUACUCUGAAACUGAACAAAUAUCAGGAAUAAUAUGUUCACAUUUGUAUGAUAUGAAUGAUUCAUGUGCCGAGCUUCACUCUGUUUCUCUCAACGAUGUUAUUUUUUGAUUUAUUUAUAUUUAAUUAUUUUGAUUUUGUUGAUUACGUUCUGAUCAGUUACUCUAUUUAAUAAAAACUCUGAACAUCA